This is a messenger RNA of Mycotypha africana, 1881 nucleotides long. Its product is annotated as WD40-repeat-containing domain protein. The record is from RefSeq and is a predicted model, not a curated record. The transcript is spliced from 9 exons. Gene Ontology annotation, molecular function: histone binding. Bases 128 to 1750 code for a protein of 540 amino acids. Gene Ontology annotation, cellular component: cytoplasm; Rpd3L-Expanded complex; nucleus. Gene Ontology annotation, biological process: regulation of gene expression. Lineage: Eukaryota; Fungi; Mucoromycota; Mucoromycetes; Mucorales; Mycotyphaceae.
UCUGUAUCUAGGUUUUAUUUUAGACACAGCUCCGAAAAAACCAUCAAUACAGAGUUUUUUUACUGCUUACAUUCUAUUCCCUUUGCGUCUCAGCAGUUUAAAGGCGAGAAACGCUUAUAAUAACAAAAUGGAGUUCGAACUUGAAAAUCAACAACAACGAUCGGAAGAGGAAAUUGAAAAGAUAGUGAACGAAGAGUACAAAGUGUGGAAGAAGAACUCGCCGUUCCUCUACGACCUUGUCAUCACACAUGCGCUUGAGUGGCCAAGUUUAACUUGUCAAUGGUUCCCUACUGUUGAAAAUGUUCCGGAUAAGAACUAUAAAGUUCAAGAGCUAUUACUGGGAACACAUACCAAUGACGACGAGCCAAAUUAUCUUCAGAUUGCAUCCGUCAAACUUCCAACCUUUGACAAUACAACAGACGAUACGUCUAUGGAAGACGUGAAUGUCGAUGAAAACGAUACAUUCAUCAAAAUCACGCAGAAGAUUCUACAUGACGGAGAAGUAAACCGCGCGCGUUAUCAACCUGGAAAUCCAAAUAUCAUAGCUACCAAAUCCAGAAUUGGAGAUGUUUAUCUAUUUGACCGUACAACCUUUGACGCUAGACCCAAAGAUAAUGAAACUUUUAACCCCACAAUGAGACUGAUUGGACAUGACAAAGAAGGUUAUGGUUUAGCUUGGAAUCCUCACAAGCAGAAAGGCAGCCAUUUGAUCAGUGCUGGUUUUGAUUCAAAAAUUUGCCAAUGGGAUAUAAAUGGUACAACCAGAGAAAAUCAUGAAUUAGAACCCGUUCGUACUUAUAGAGCACAUAAUGCUGGUGUUGAAGAUGUAGCAUGGCAUACCAAAUUUGAAAAUAUUUUUGCAUCUGUGGGUGACGACACUCGACUGAUGAUUUGGGAUGUCCGAAAUAAUUCAACCAAACCCACACAUAAUAUUCAAGCACAUGAAGCUGAAGUCAAUUGCGUUGCCUUUGCGCCAGGAAGUGAGUGGAUUCUAGCAACAGGUUCCAGUGACAAAAAUGCAGAGUUAUGGGAUUUGCGUAACUUUAAACUACCUAUCCAUACUUUUAGAGCGCAUCAAUCAGAAAUCCUUCAGUUAGCAUGGUCACCUCAUCAUGAUGCAGUUUUAGCCACCGCCAGCAGUGAUAGAAGAAUUCUUAUCUGGGAUCUAUCCAGAAUUGGUGCCUCUCAAUCUGCUGAAGACGCCGAAGAUGGACCUCCAGAGCUUUUGUUCAUGCACGGUGGUCACACCAAUAAAAUUUCUGACUUUGAUUGGAACCCUGUGGAUCCUUGGGUCCUAGGCAGCACGGCUGAUGAUAAUAUUGUUCAAGUUUGGCAACCCGCAAGUCAUAUUUGUAGUCCAUCUCAUCAAUCAGAAGCUUCUCAAGAAAAAAUGUCAGCAAGUGAAGGCCAGCCUCAACAAACAAAAUCAGUAGAGAAACAGACAGAAAAGGACGAGGAUACAGAAAUGACUAGUGCUAAUCAAAACGUUAAAACAACACCAUUAUAUCUGCCGCAACAACAAUCUACCACCGCUGCUGUAGCCGCUACUAUUGCCAUGUCACAGGCCAUUGCAGCGGGUACUACGACUUCUUCAAAUACUAUCACAUCCACCAAUGAUAAUAAUGAGCCAUCGGAUGAUAAUAGAGUAACCAACAAUGAUCUACUGUCAAAUAGCAAUACAACCAUGGCUAACUCUAUGGUGUCUCCGAAAUCACAGGUUGCAGAUGAGGAUGUAACAAUGGGAAGUUAAAACUUCCGUAGUCAUAACUUGUUAAUUGUUUUUGGAAGUCAAUAAUAAAAGCCCAACAGAUAUAUAUAUAUAUAUAUAUUCCAAGCAUGCUUAGCUCUGACAUUUCGGUGGCAUUUGACAGUAUCUUCAUG